UUUAACGUUAUAGGGAAGACAUGUAGUGUGGAAAGUUAUCGUGGAAAAUACAGUUUUGUGUUUGUUACUUGCAUUCAAUUUUUCUUACGUUUGGGAUUUUUAUCAAUUUAUUUAUGUUUACUUAUAAACAAUGGAACAGCGACGGGGUUACGGUUUUUAUACAAAGAGAUCUCAGCAUUACGAUAAUCAACAGCAACAACAACUGAAGCAAUUAUUGAAAGAGAAUAAUCCUGCGGCCAUAAAGGCCGAGAAAGUUAAUAAUAACGAAGAGGAGCAUCAGGAUAAUCAAGAGCCGGAAUCGACCCAAACCGAGAGCUCGAAUUCGAAUAAUAAUAAUCAGCAAGGGAGUAGAUCCUUGCAGUGCCUUGAGACGUUGGCGCAAAAAGCCGGAAUUCACGAUAUUACAGCGGAUGAUUGCAAAUAUGACAUCGCAAAUACGCUACUCAAUCUAGACAGAGGGCAGGAUAAUUUAAUCAAGACGGAGUAUAUCAGCAACAAUAUGGCCGACAUCAAAAAUCAACAGCAGCAGCAGCAGCAACCACAACAGCAACAGCAGUUAUGUAUGUUGCAGAUGGUAGAUGCUAAUGCACAGGCGCAGGCUCAAGCCCAAGCCCAAGCGCAGGUACAGGCCCAAACUCAAGUGCAAGUUCAAGCGCAGGCCGUUCAACAGCAGGCCACAAUGCAGCAGGUCAAUUUGCAGCCUCAAGACCAACAGGCCCUCGUUCCUGCUCAAAGUCCGCAUUUGCAGCAGGUUGCCGUUGCAUCUUCAGGCCCUUCACGUUACACUACAACAAAAGAUAUUUUAUAUUAUACAGGUGCACAAUGUGUGCAAGCGCAACCUCAACAUUCAGUUCAUCAACAAGUUGGACAAGGCGGACAAGUUCUUCAAACUCAAGGUGGACAAGUACUGGCACCAACACAGUCAGGAAACACAACCAUUACUACAAUGUCUCCCUUACAACAAGGCCAACCCCAUCCACAACAAAUAAGUACGGCCGAUUGGGGACACGGACGAGCUGUGCAAGUAAUACAGCAACCACUACAAAAUCCUACAUACUUACAACAAUUAUAUAACACAUCCGGUCAGUUACUAAUGCCUGGGAAUAUUGCGCUUCAUCCUAGCAUCAACCCACAGCAAAUUCAGGUGAUCACCAAACCUUUUCAAGGAAAUCAACUGGCCCCUCACAUGUUGACAACUGCACAAGGGAAGCAAGUACUACAAGCAGGUCAAGCCACUUCAUUUCCCGGAUAUACGACAAUACCUACAAUUCCGACAACCCAAAAUCAGCAGACGCUGGUUUUCAGUCAACUAGGCGUCAUAAGUUCGCAACCGAAUAUACUGCCAACCCAUUCGGCGUCUGGUGCCACGACUAUACCACAACAAAAACCGCCUGAAAUACAUAAGGUAAUGGGUGCUCAGAAGGUGAUGCAAAAGGUCACGGGUAGUAAUGCAUCUGUGUCUGGAACUCCUCAACAGCAAGGGCAGUGUGUGCAAGUUUCUCAAGCGAUGAUAGGUUCGCAACCGACUGCGCAGAUAAUUAGUCCACUACAGCCUGGAGGACAACCAAUGCAGUUUGCCACCCCGUGGCAGUUCACCAAUGGCAUUCCACAAGUUUGGACCACUAACGGUUUACAAUCACAGGCGUUACUCGCACCCAACCCUAUUCUGAUCAGAGGAAUGCAACCAGAUGGCACUCCUGGACCCGGUAUGUUUAUUCACCAAAGUCCACAAGCCACUGCUAUCCAAACUCAACAAAAUCCUGCUAUAGCCAACCAAGGGGCGAUGCAACAGAUUGGAAAACCGAGACCGGCCAAUGAAAAUAUACAACCCAAACAGCAAACGACUCGGCCGCUGAAUAUACUACCAUCGAACACCGCCAAUAUUCGACCGGCUAACUCGAUUUCGACUCAAUCCAUUGGAACUCAAGCACAAGUACAUAUACUUGCGGGCAUGGGAGCCAAAACGGGAACGAAGGUUCGGGCGAAAGCGCCUGGUAUCCGAACGUCGCCUGCACCUAAAGCUGAUGCCGCCAAUCAAACUCAGAUUAAGCCGUACACAACCUUGCAGCCACAUCACCUGGUUGCUACGAAUAAAAUUAACGUAACGGCACCAAUGACAAUUGACAAGAAUCAGCAAAUGGUAAAUCAGAACAAACCACAACCUCAGCAGCAGCAAGUCCAGCCCCAGCAAACUGUUUUGAUGCAGCAACAAGCAUUGCAGCAACAGCAAGCCUUGCAACAGAUUCAAUUUCAACACACUCAACAGCCCCAGCACAUUCAACCGAAACCAGUUAUGACAAUGCAGACAAUCCAAAGCCUGCAGCAACAACAGAUUCAAGGCAGCGGCGAGCGCCAGAUAAUGCCGGUCGUGUCGAUGUCCGUUCAAGGCACCCAGCAAAUGCAGCAAACGUUACAGCAAACAAUUCCCGGUACCGUUCCUCAAGGCAUCCCCCUGCAACCGAAUUUGGCCGUCACGCAACAACCCAUGUCGAUGGGCAUGCAACAAAUCCAUCCGUUAACGCAAAUUGCUCCGAACGGUACAAUCAUUGGCCAACUACAGACGGCACCGGGCACCCCUACGACGAUUUCGCAGGUAACGCAACUGCAACAAAUACAGCAGGGUACGCCACAGACGCUUACCCUGUCUGUACCUCAACAAGUCCCGCUACCGCCUACAAUUACGACUAUUAAGGAGGAAAUUAACCUAAACGGAAGUAUCGCUGAGACCACAACUACGACGGCAACGUCCACUCAGAGUGAAGAAGAUAUUAUGAAGGAAGGAAUGGAAGCACAAGUAGGGAUGAAAGACACAGAAAUGGAAGACAUAAAACCCCUUAGCAACGGAAACGAUCCCUCACUUAUACCGUCUUCUACUGCCACCCCGCUAACUCCACUACCAGGCACUGUACCGACACAACCAGCAAGUAUUUUACCUGAAAAUGGUUUGCCUGUUGCUGCAACUGCUGAAGAGAUCAAAGAAAAGGGUCCUCCGAAGGCGAUGGUCAAACCGCAGGUUUUAACGCACGUGAUUGAGGACUUUGUAAUACAGGAAUCUUCCGAACCAUUUCCGGUUGCAAGAAGUAGCUUGCUCAGCGAUUUGAAACCGACCCAAUCUUCUACUGACAAAGUCGAUGAAACAAGUCGAAAACGUCGCGCGACCUCCCCUCUUAGUAAUGUGAUUGGUACUUCGCCAAAAGGAGAACUGGCUAAAUGUGACGGAUGCGGUAUUGUUGAUCUUAGGGCCAAGUUUAAGAAGAAUAAACGGUUUUGCAGUAUCAACUGUUCCAAAACUCAAAAAGGAAAAGGAGACGAGAAGCGCGGCAAAUGGAAAGACGUUGACGGCGAUCUUGUCGGAUCUGGCGCCGAAAGUAGCCUCAGCUCGAGCGAUCCCACUUCUGGUACCGAAGCAGCCGACGAUAAAGUGAAUCCCCUAAAAUGGAGUGUUCAAGAAGUAUGCGACUUUAUUCGAAAUUUACCUGGCUGCUCUGAUUACGCGGAGGAUUUCCUAAUACAGGAGAUCGAUGGACAAGCAUUGAUGCUUCUCAAAGAAGACCAUCUGAUGACCGCAAUGGCAAUGAAACUUGGCCCUGCCUUGAAAAUAGUCGCAAAAAUUGACGAUAUGCGAAUAGACAAGGAGCAACCAAAACAGUAAUCGCGAUUGAUACUUA
Messenger RNA from Photinus pyralis (common eastern firefly), 3668 nucleotides. RefSeq names its product polyhomeotic-proximal chromatin protein-like. Gene Ontology annotation, molecular function: protein binding; zinc ion binding. The record is from RefSeq and is a predicted model, not a curated record. The coding region runs from base 131 to 3652 and encodes 1173 amino acids. The transcript is spliced from 18 exons. Gene Ontology annotation, cellular component: nucleus; PRC1 complex. Lineage: Eukaryota; Metazoa; Arthropoda; Insecta; Coleoptera; Lampyridae.